This is a messenger RNA of Baudoinia panamericana UAMH 10762, 4242 nucleotides long. RefSeq lists its product as uncharacterized. Gene Ontology annotation, cellular component: P-body; exosome (RNase complex). NCBI's taxonomy places the organism in Eukaryota, Fungi, Ascomycota, Dothideomycetes, Mycosphaerellales, Teratosphaeriaceae. The transcript is spliced from 2 exons. Gene Ontology annotation, biological process: mRNA catabolic process. The record is from RefSeq and is a predicted model, not a curated record. Gene Ontology annotation, molecular function: 3'-5'-RNA exonuclease activity; RNA binding. Bases 1 to 4242 code for a protein of 1413 amino acids.
AUGGACCCCAACCGUCUUGAUCCGACACAGCAGGGUCAGGGCCAGCAAGGCCCGGGGGGUCGUCGCCUGCACAUCGCCCACCGGCGCAGCCCGUCCGAAAUGACGCCUUUGAUGAUGGAACAACUCGCCCUUGCGCAGCAAAUUGAGAUGCUACAACAGCAACAGCAGCAGAUCGCCGCUACACACCAGCAAUAUGUCAAUAUGGGUAUGAUACCACAACAGCAGCAACUACCCACGCAGUUCCAGCAACUGCAGGGACAAAUGCAGAACUUAAGCAUGUCCCCGACCAGUGCUUUCCAGUUCCAGCAACAGCCCAUGGGACAACCGCAGCACCUUGGCAUCCCCAUGACUAGUGGUAUGGCAGGUGCCUCCGCACAUCGCCGCAAUCAGUCCGCUCUGCCUAAUAUGGGCAUGGGUACUGUGGGCACUAUGGGUCCGCCUCCUGCGCCCUCCAGUGGAGCUUCUGGUUCAGGGUUUCCGAGUGACUUCGGCUUUCCUGGCCAAGGCAGGAGCGAGAACAAUGCACCCCGCGGUGGCGGACGGGCUGGCGGUGCCGCAGGCGGUGGUGCAGGUCAUGCAAGACGACACUCGCUGGCGCUGCCAGAAGCAAAGAAGGCGGCUGAGCUGGCCGAGGCGAAGCGGAAGACUAGUGGCUUUCAAUUUCCAAUCCCGGGUGCCGGCGGUGCUUCGCCUUCCACGAGUAACAGAUCGGUGAGCCCUGGUCAAGUGCAGACUGAUUCCGUGCAGGCGCCGCAGAAUACUGCCUCUCGAGGCGGGGUGGGCGGGCGCGGACAUGGCAGAAGUCAGAGCAUGGCAAUCGGCAACGGUCGUGGCAUGGCUCAGAGCAGUCGUGGCGGACCUGCGGGCUUCCAGUUCCCGCCACCUCAAGCGACCAACAACGCCGGCGCGAACACCGACCUUGAACGCCGCGGCAGCCAAGGUCAUGGACGGACCGCUUCUCGCAACUUCGAAGGUAACUGGCGCCAACAGAACAACAAUAACAACUUCACUCAGACGCCUACUGCAAGCGAGCCGCAGCAUCAGAACAUGGGUAACUUUCAGAUGAAUCAACAUACCACGGCCCAGCCGUUCCAGCCCGGUCACCGCCAGCGUGGCUCGUUGCAAGCGCAGUCAAUGGGCGGGCUUGGAGGCUUCCAGUACCAGCCUCAGCCUCAGCUCGUGCAGCUGCCACAGGGCCAAGUGCUGGUUCAGCAGCCCAACAUCUUUGCUGGACAACAGCUCAAUGCUCUUCAGCUUGCACAGCUGCAGGCCUAUCAACAAGCAGGCAUUCCGGUCGCGAAUGUUGCUCAGCUGACUGGCCAGCACAAUGGGCCAACAUUUAGCAAUCAGCAGCAGCAGCAGCGCAAGACACUGUUCACUCCAUACCUGCCGCAGGCGACUCUGCCGGCUCUCCUGGCUGAUGGUCAGCUCGUUGCUGGCAUUCUGCGUGUGAACAAGAAGAAUCGGAGUGACGCUUACGUCACGACUACCGAUCUCGAUGCGGACAUCUUCAUCUGCGGCAGCAAAGAUCGUAAUCGGGCACUUGAAGGCGAUCUUGUCGCCGUUGAGCUUCUUGACGUCGAUGAGGUCUGGGGACAGAAGCGCGAGAAGGAAGAGAAGAAGAAGCGCAAGGAUGUCACGGAUCAGCGUAGUGGCAGCAUCACGGCGGUCAACGAUGCUACAACGGCACCGGAGAGCUCCGCACAAGACAGUGGGCUCCGCAGGCGUGGAAGCUUGAAGCAGCGCCCUACGCAGAAGAAGAAUGAUGAUGUGGAAGUUGAAGGGCAGAGCUUGCUACUGAUGGAAGAAGACGAGAUCAACGACGAACAAAAGCCGUUGUACGCCGGCCAUGUCGUCGCCGUCAUUGAGCGUGUCCCGGGCCAGAUGUUCUCGGGUACGCUUGGUCUGCUGCGUCCCAGCAGUCAAGCCACGAAGGAGAAGCAAGAAGCCGAGCGACGCGAGCGGGAGGGUGGUAACUUUAGUCGGCCCGAACGCCAGAACGAGCGGCCUAAGAUCGUGUGGUUCAAGCCGACGGACAAACGUGUCCCGCUUAUCGCCAUCCCAACCGAGCAGGCGCCUAAGGACUUCGUGGAGCGCCAUCAGGACUACGCGAACAAGAUCUUCGUGGCGUGCAUCAAGCGCUGGCCGAUCACCAGUUUGCACCCAUUCGGUACAUUGGUAGAGCAGCUGGGUGAUGCCGGUGACCUUAGGGUGGAGACCGACGCUCUCCUGCGUGACAAUAAUUUCGGACCUGACGACUUCUCCGAAGCGGUGGCCAAGAGUGUCGGAUACGAAGAAUGGUCUGUUGCCGCGGAUGGCGAGGCCGCACUGGCCGGCCGUCGUGACUUCCGUGACGAUAAGACGUUCACGAUCGAUCCGAACGGCAGCAAAGAGCUAGAUGACGCGUUACAUCUUAAGGACUUGGGAGACGGGAUGGUGGAGAUCGGCAUCCAUGUCGCGGACAUGGCGCAUUUUGUGAAGGCUAACUCGCUGGUCGACCGCGAGGCGAAGAAGCGUGGCACAGGCGUGUACUUGAUGAAUAGGAGCGUCAAUAUGCUGCCGCCGAAGCUUUCGCAGGAGAUAUGCUGUCUCAGCCCGGGAGAGGAGAGGUAUACCGUUUCCGUCGUCUUUAAGGUCAAUGCGGCUACUGGCCGCGUUGUGGACGAGCAGACGUGGAUCGGCAAAGGCGUGAUCCGGAGCGAUGGCAAACUGGCGUACGAGGAGGUCGAUGCGGUUAUCAACGGCAAGCCUUCUUCUUCUUCCAUCGACGAGGCGCGGAAGCAGCAGAUCCUCAUGCUGUACGGCAUCACGCAGAAGUUCCGCCAAGCUCGGUUUGGAGGAGCGGACGUGGUGGACGUUCAGCCACUGCGGCUUUUCUAUCAGCUCGACGACGAGAAUGUGCCAGUCGAGCAGAAUAUCUUCGAUUCGAGCCCCAGUCAUGAGAUGAUUGAGGAGCUGAGCCACAAAACGAAUGCCAUGGUGGCUGAGCGCAUCUUCGCGGCGAUGCCGGACCGGGCUCUCCUGCGUAGACAAGCGAACCCGAACCCACGCCGCCUCCAGACUUUCGCGGAGCGAAUGUCGAAUAUCGGCAUUGAGAUCGACAUUUCCAGCUCCGCCGCGCUGCAGAACAGUCUCUUCCGCAUUGAAGACGCCGACAUUCGCAAGGGCAUGGAGACGCUCGUCAUCAAGUCAAUGUUGCGCGCGAAAUACUUCGUUCCGGCCAAGAUUCCGGAUGAGUUCUUGAGCCACUACGCGCUAAACCUGCCGCUAUACACCCAUUUCACCAACCCUUCGCGCCGCUACGCCGACAUUGUCGUGCACCGCCAGCUUGAAGCCGUGCUUUCCAACAAUCCGGAGAUGUUCACGGAAGAUCUAGAAAGUCUGGCGAAGACAGCCGAGACGUGCAACACGAAGAAGGACUCCGCCCGCGCGGCGCAAGAGCAAAGCGUGCAUAUCGAGUCGUGCCGCGCCAUGGCUCGUAAAGCCGAUCAGCAAGGCGGCGACCUCAUCUCCGUCGGCAUCGUGGUCUGCGUGUACGAGUCCGCGUUCGAUGUGUUGAUCCCAGAGUAUGGGUUCGAGAAGCGCGUCCAUUGCGAUCAACUGCCGCUGAAGAAGGCGGAGUUUGACAAGAAUAAGCGGUUGUUGGAGCUGUACUGGGAGAAGGGCGUGCCGAGUAGUGCGUUUGUGCCGGAGGAUGAGCGGCCGGCUGCUGCUACGGGCCGUGAUCGUACGACGCCGCAGCGGCACCAGCAGCAGCAGCAGCAGCACACUGGCGCCGCAAGAGCACACAAAACCACCAGUUCUACGAUCGCGGAGACGGCGAGGAAGGAUAUGAAUACUGGAUCCAUCGACACGCAGGAUGUCGACGCCCUCUUCGACGACGAGGAAGAGGAGGAGGGCGAGAUUGAUGAAGGCUACUCCGAGCGCGACCACUACAACUCCGGAGUCGCGCUCAACGGCGACCGUGCGACUCAGUCCGGUCCUCCGAGUCCAGCAAGGAAUGGGUUGACGCCACAAAGGAGUAAGUCCGAUUCGAAGGUGCUGAGUAACAUGGCUGCCGGUGCCGGUGGUGCGUCGGAGAGUAAGAUGAGCAACAAGGAGAAGUAUUUGGGCUUGUUUAGUCUGCGGGAGGAGGGUGGGCAGUGUAUUCAGGAUGUCAAGGAGAUGACGAGGGUGCCGGUGCUGUUGAGUACGGAUCUGGGGAAGAGUCCGCCGUACGUCUUCGUCGCCGCUUCUUCUUGA